This is a messenger RNA of Girardinichthys multiradiatus, 5875 nucleotides long. RefSeq names its product activin receptor type-2B-like. Gene Ontology annotation, cellular component: plasma membrane; activin receptor complex. The record is from RefSeq and is a predicted model, not a curated record. The transcript has 11 exons. Gene Ontology annotation, molecular function: activin receptor activity; ATP binding; activin binding. NCBI's taxonomy places the organism in Eukaryota, Metazoa, Chordata, Actinopteri, Cyprinodontiformes, Goodeidae. The coding region runs from base 438 to 1982 and encodes 514 amino acids. Gene Ontology annotation, biological process: protein phosphorylation; cellular response to growth factor stimulus; activin receptor signaling pathway.
CCAUUCCCCAUUUAGAAGCCAUUUUGGACACAGAUCAGUAACAUGCAUGUAAACCCCCGACCGACCUCCCCGACGCAGCGGUGCUACUAUUCCAGCGAAUAACCUCAAAAAACAGCGUCGAGACGUCGAUUCGGACCCUGCAACAGCUUCGUGGAGCCGUUUCCGAUGCGAAAUGCGGCUCCUCUCCGCGGACUAACACCCCGGCAGUCAAUUAAUCGCCCCUUUUCUUUGCAACAUUGUUGCAACGUCGCGGCUAUAGAUACGCGUUGUGGUGGUGGUGGUGGUGGAGGAGGAGGAGGUGGUGCUGGUUAGGCUGCUAGAGGGACUGGAGAGGCCUGUGGUCGGUUUGAUCCUGGACUGAUGUUUUUGGCCAAACUGAGUUUUAAUGUUCGCGCAAGAAAGAGGACGAAAUCUGUGUCCUGUAUUUAAAACGGAACAUGUCUUUUUCAUGGCUGACUUGCUCACUUCUUCUGGGAACUUUGUGCGCAGGGUACAGUCUUGGAGAGGUGGAGACCCGCGAAUGUGUGUACUACAACGACAACUGGCGAACAGAGAGAACCAACCAGAGUGGUUUUGAGCGCUGCGAGGGAGAAAAGGACAAGCGGCUGCACUGCUACGCCUCCUGGCUCAACUCCUCAGGGACCAUCAAGCUGGUGAAGAAAGGCUGCUGGCUGGAUGACUUCAACUGCUAUGACAGGCAAGAGUGCGUCUCUAUGGAGGAAAACCCUCAGGUGUUCUUCUGCUGCUGCGAGGGUAACUACUGCAACGAGCGAUUUACUCACCUUCCUGACUUGAUUGGCAGCAGGAGCCGAGUGAAAAUUCGGCCUCCACCCCGUGUGCCAUCAAUGCUGAAUGUGCUAGUGUACACUCUGCUGCCACUGUGUGUGCUGUCCUUGGCCCUUGUUCUGGCUCUGUGGAUGUACCGCCACCGUAAGCCGCCUUACGGCCAUGUAGAUCUAAGCGAGGAUCCUGGACCAGUUCCUCCAUCCCCUUUGGUGGGUCUGAAACCACUGCAGCUGCUGGAAAUCAAAGCUAGGGGGCGCUUUGGUUGCGUUUGGAAAGCUCAGUUAAUGAGCGAGUAUGUUGCUGUAAAAAUCUUCCCUGUCCAGGAUAAACAGUCGUGGCAGAAUGAGCGGGACAUCUUCUUGACUCCGGGGAUGAGACAUGAAAACAUCUUGCGUUACAUUGGCGCAGAGAAGCACGGAACCAACCUGGAGUCAGAACUGUGGCUUAUUACAGAGUUUCAUGAGAGGGGCUCAUUGACGGACCACCUGAAGGGCAACACUGUGACCUGGACUGAGCUGUGUCACAUAGCAGAGACCAUGGCCCGUGGCUUGGCCUACCUCCAUGAAGACAUUCCCAGCUACAAGGGGGAGGGGCCCAAACCUACUAUUGCACAUAGGGACUUCAAGAGCAAGAAUGUGCUACUGCGAGAUGAUUUAACUGCAGUCAUCGGGGACUUUGGGCUUGCUGUGCGAUUCGAACCAGGAAAGCCUCCUGGAGAUACUCAUGGCCAGGUUGGUACGAGACGUUACAUGGCUCCAGAAGUGCUGGAGGGAGCCAUUAACUUUCAGCGAGACUCCUUCCUGAGGAUUGACAUGUACGCAAUGGGCUUGGUGCUGUGGGAGCUGGUGUCCCGCUACUCAGAAACAGACGGUACAGUUGGUGAGUACAUGCUGCCGUUUGAGGAUGAAAUAGGUCAACAUCCUUCCCUGGAGGAUCUGCAGGAUGUGGUUGUGCACAAGAAGAUGCGUCCAGUCAUCAAGGACUGCUGGCUCAAACAUUCGGGCUUGAGUCAGAUGUGCGAGACCAUCGAGGAAUGCUGGGACCACGAUGCCGAGGCACGACUGUCAGCCGGCUGCGUGGAGGAGCGCAUCAACCAGAUCGCCAGGACGAUAGGCAGCACUACCUCAGACAGCCCCGCCUCCAUUGUAACGUCUCUCAUCAACGAGGACCUACCUCCCAAAGAGUCCAGUACCUGAACGGGUGACACCUCUCCUCACCUGAGCUCCUGACUUUGUUUCGCAUUUUUCAAACCCAAACUCAGCGGAUCUUCGUUAAUGUUUAACUCAACCCCACGUCCCCUCCCUGUCACCCUAGCAACUUAUAUGCAGCUGUUAUUUUAUCUCAAUACUGGUAUUUUGUUUCUGUUUGAUGUUCCUUUGUGUUUUACUAACACAUCCAUCUGCUGUAGUUAAGGUAGUAAUAAGCUAUGCGAUGGGCACAUCCGAUACCACCUGUUUGUCAAACCUUCAAUGUCUUUAUUACCACAUAUUUUCCUUUCACUAUUCAGUCUUUUUUUUUUUUUAACCCCAUCUCAUGAGUUGCUGUCUUUGUUGUAGUUCCCGUCUGCGGCCAAAUUCUGGAAAAACCUUCGCUCUAAACCUCAGAUGACACGCUGCACACCUCGGAGGAAACAUUUUUAGACUGUUAAACAAAAAUAUAUUCAUCUUCCUCAGGGGUCGAAGCUUCUCGAUUUAUAAAUCUGGAGAGCGCUCCCUUCUCUCCGACCUGUGAAUUCCUCAGAAUGAGAUGGAGAGGAAAAAAGAACGGAGCACGUUUCUUUUUUUUUUUUUUUUUUUUCCUUAUAAAAGGAGGGAGCGAAAUCCGAACUGAGCUGUCAUAUUGGAUGUUUUGGACUUUCUGAAGAUUUCGGACAGAUGUCUUGUCCUUGGAACUACCUCUCAGGUAUCCAGCAGGCUUCUUUGGAACAUUUCUAUAAGUUGAGAGCCAAGCUAUCCAGCUAGCUAACAUGGACAUAUUCCUGGAUUAUUAUGUUUCUUUUUUAAUUAUUAAAAUUCAGAGUUACUCCUUUGCCAGUGCCAGGGGCAUUGAUGGAAGCUGUCUGGAGUUGCAAUGUUACUCAUUCUUAAUGUUACCCGUAUGCAUUUGUGUGUGAGUGCGAGAAUCUGAACGAUUUGAGGCAGAGUGUGUGUUUUUAAAGUAAGAACGACGAACAGGUAAUUGAGGGUUUAUUCUUGUGAUUGUCAUGGAUUUUUUAAUUUUAUUUUUUAAGUCAUUGGUGUUUGGUUACUAGACUCAGUCGGACACGGGUCCACAGAUACCUCAGUCACUGUAUGUCAUGCAAAGAGAGCUCAAAUUGGUUGCCUUUGUCUCAAAUGCAAUGCCAUAGUUGUACCAUAAUAUGAAUACCAUACAUUGAAUGUCCGUUAUGCUGCUGUGACUAUUCCAGGAUACUCAAGGAUUUGUAGAUCUACAUGUAUUGUUUGUUAAUGUAACACUAACUAUCCAUGACAUUAUGUGAGGCUAAUAUCCUGUUUUUGUGGGUUUUUUUUUGUAGUUUUAUGUUUUUCUUUUUGACUGGGUAAGCCUUCAGCUGCUUACUCUUCCAGACUGACCUCAGAUAUUCUGACAAGUACCUCAGGCUUUUUCUACAUGUAUAUCAAGUUGUGUUAAUGUAUUUUAUUGUGUUUUAGUAGUUGAGAGGAUUUAUUACAGGUUGGGUGGCCUCUGUCUUAUUGGAUUUUAUUUUUCCAUUUUUGAUAGAACCUGACCACUUUUCACUAUGUAUAUGCCCUACAAAUGUAAAAAGAAGAGAGGCAGAUUCCUGUAAAUAUGGUUGUACACACAGACGCCUAAUACUUAAAUAUUUUUUGAUUUUACAUUUAUAUACAGGGGCAUCUUGAUAAAGUCUGAGUAUCUUUGACAUUUCAUUUAAAUUCAAAAAGUGAUGCUAAUAUAGAUUAUCAAACACACAGGCAUGGAAAUAUUUUUUUAAAUCUUUUAUUCUAUUAGUAUUGUUGAUUGUUCCUUACAUCUAAUGAAAACUUUAAAUUCAGUUUUUCAAGAAAUUUAGAAUAUUACAUAACACCAUUAAAAUAUGAUAUACACUGUACAGUCAGUCAACUUACUGUACAUUAUUUUCACUCAGUACUUGGUCAGGGUUCCUUAUGCAUGAGUUAUUGCAUCAGUAAUACCCAAUAGAUUUUCUGUGGGAUAAUUUGAACAGUGGCUGAGGUUAUGUGCGCUGCAUUAUUUUCUGCUAUACAUUUUCCUUCCACUCAACCUUCCCUUAUUAUGUUUUGAUGCAGCACUCUGAACAGCUAGCCACUUUUGCAGUGACCUCGUGUGACUUGCCCUCCUUGUGGAGGAGGGUUCAUUGACAGUCUGCUGUACAUCUGCCAAGUCGCCAGUCGUCCCCAUUAUCGUGCUGGCCAUAACAUUUCUAUAUUUAAAAAAAAAAGCCUCUUUACUGUCUUAUAUAAAAUUAUUUUCUGAGAAAUGAUCAUUGUCCAUCUCCGCAAGCAAUGCUGUAUCCCAGGAUUUUAAGGGAAAGUUGAGUGGAAGGAAGACAAAAGUGGUUUUAUUGGCCAUUUCUGUAUUGAAAAUCCUUUUUUAUUGGUUUUGUGUUAUAUUUUAAGUUUCUAAGAAACUACAUUUUCAUUAGCUGUAAGCCAUAAUUAUCAAAUUUAACGGAAAUGAACAACUAAAUUAUAUCACUUGUGUAAUGAAUCUAUAUAAUUUCACUUUCUGAAUUUAAUUACUGAAAUACAUAAACCUUUUAAUUAUAUUCUAAUUUUUAAAGAUACACCUGUAAAGAAUCAGGGCAUUUGUAGUUCUUGUUUCUUUUACUGAAAGGGAUUUAUUGACACCAUACCAACCAAUCCAUUUAAGUUAAUCCAGCCCUGUGGUUUUUGCUCAUACUAAAAGAGGUGUUACUAAUCUCAGUGGUUUAUAUUUACUAAUCUUAUUUAGAAUUUGUGAGGGUGGCACUGGCAUUUAAAAAUACAAUUAGUGUGUAAAUCAUCAAGGAAAAGAAAAACGAACAAAUAUUUUUAUGGUUUGGUGUGGCGGCUUCUGUGAUUGGCCACUUGUUUGAACAGUAUUGCCUCAAUAUUAACCUGCUGAUGUGAUGUUCUGACCUGUUAAUAGUGAUAGUUUAGCCAUGUUGGACAACACACAGGCUCAACUGUUGUGCUUUGAUUAGUGGUGUGGAAAGAUAGUGAUUUUGUUUUUACAGUGGUCUGUAGCUCUCGCUGAUGUGCAGUUUUGGUAAAAAGGACUUCUGGGAAAACAAUCAAGUCAACGCUGAACAAUGUUUUUGAGUGGUUUUUUUGGGGGAAACCAUCAUUGUGUUUGUAGCCACAUGACUGACUGAUGCAGCACCGCCGGGAUUCACGCUGACCCAUGUGGACGGUCCAAGAGUCCAGCAAUAUUUACUAUACAGCAAUAGUCAUUACACUCAGCUGUGACUUAACAGUUCUCUUCUGCAGAACAACUCCUCACACCUGGAUCAUCCUCUGAUGGCCUCUGUUGAUAGGGCGUGGGGAGAGUAGGAAGGGCGAAAAAAACCCAGGUGGUUAGGCUUUAGUGCACAAGCUAAACGAGGCCCAGGUGCUUUUUUUCGAAUCGUGCCAGGCAAACAACAUGUCAUGUGGUAAAAUCUGCUGUGACCGGUUGUUACCUCCAAAUGCUGUCUUACACCCAGCUCUUCUGAACCGAAAAAAACCAUGUUACCUCAUGCAGUAUCUUUAGUAACACUAAUACGGAGUCGGUCUCAUCUUCAACAAAAAAUAUAUUAAAAAAGUCAAGUAUUGUGUAAAUAUUGCUAAAUGUAAAGGAUCUCUUCCAUUUCAUGUGUGGAUCCUGUGAAAGGAAAAUCAAUUUUUUUUUUCAUUUGCAGUUAGCAUAUUGGUUUUUUUUUUCUUAAAGUGUGAACGAAUGUUGGAACUAUGUGACCUUCCCUGUUUAUGUGAACUGUAUAUGUGUGCGCGCAUGUGUGUGGUUGUUGGUUGGUUUCUUUAAAUCGGUAUGAAAGGAAACUAUCUGUGCAUUAAAAUGCUUAGAACUAUAAACUAGAUGAGAAUACAUUCAUCUUUUUUGUAUAUGAAAAUAAAGAUAAAUCCUGAAUAAA